AUGAUUUUUUCAAAAGGUCUUAUCACUAUAGAAAUAUUUGUCCAUUUUCAUAAAAUGUUGAAUUUUUAAAUAUAUAAUUCUACUAUGAAUAUCUAACUGCCAUAAUGGAAUAUUAACAUUGAAUAGAGGUUUUAUAGGCUAUGUUAUAAUAAUUUGAUAAAUAAGAUCACAAAUAUUGAAGAACUUGGUUGA
This is a messenger RNA of Paramecium tetraurelia, 192 nucleotides long. RefSeq lists its product as uncharacterized. The transcript has a single exon. Lineage: Eukaryota; Ciliophora; Oligohymenophorea; Peniculida; Parameciidae. The record is from RefSeq and is a predicted model, not a curated record.